AUGGAGAACCAAGCACCUCGAGACCACGCAACGUCAAACGUACUGGCGUGGACUGCCACACAUUCCGCAAAUGUGGAGCCGUCAGUGGAGGAGGAUGCGGGUGCUGACGCCGACGAGCCACCGGAUAAUAUAGCAUCCACGUCCAUAUCGAAACACUUUCAGCGCACGCCUAUCCGCCGAAGCAGCGAGCAACACGAGUCUCUCUUGACCAAAGCUCUACAAGUUCAGUCGGAUGACGAAGCCAACGAUUCGGGAUCUGUCCGCCGCCCUACGCGACGACGCUCUAUCACAAGCACCACCAGUCUGGCUUCGACUGUUGAACUUACUUGCGGCACUGGCAUCACUACGCCUGCUCGCACAAGCUCUCCGAGUCCACGACUAUGCAGCACCGGGUUCAUUCCCCUUGAUGCUGCCACGGUCGGCGGAGCCAAGGAUCCCGCGGUCCAUGCUUUGGAGAAGAAGCGCUGCAUUUCCUUCGCUUGUGCUGCGAAGCCGAGCUCUAACGACAAGCCAUCAAAGGGACCGGUCUUCAAGGCUGUACGGGAUAAUGUGGGAAUGGAAGAAACGCCGAAGAAGAUAUGUAUCAAGUUUGCUUGUCCGCCACAACCUACCAGAGUGACGGACACACAGAAACGGGAGCUCCCUAGGCCGCUGACACCAGUCCCGAGGUUUUUGCCGAGCACCCCAAAGGGCUCACCUGCCCUUGAGAAACGGCGGUCUUCGUCAACCGUCCGUGCUCUUCGCACGUUGACCCCUCGAAAGUCACCCAGCAGCCCGGUCACGACUCGGAAGAAGUGGAUAACGGCAGAGCCCCAUGAUCUGAAGAGUGAGUGCGUGCGGUUCCACGAGUUUGCAAGCGACGAACCACAGGAAGACGACUGGAUACGGCGUGAUGAUACAUGCCCGAAGCCCAAACUCACAAUCAAUGAUACGCUCAAGAAGGAGAACGCCAUUCGGAAGCUGGGUAAGGAAGCUGAGGAAGAGGCAGAUUUCGAGGAAGAAGUUGAGGAUGAGGAGGGAGAGGAGGAGGUGGAAGAAGAAUACCUGAUUGACGAUGAAGACGCUGACGACGCCGAUGAUGACGACUUGGAUGCCGACGAUGGGGGUGAUUCCGAUGACGCUGCCGAUGGCGAGGAGACCGUGGAGGGCUUAACCGACGAUGCCGAUACUGAGGAGAGAUGGGACGAGGGAGCUUCUGAUGGAUACAAGACGGAUAAUGAAACUGGAUUCGCCGAGUCCGACGAUGAGGACGACGGCUUGGUAUUGUGGACGGCCCGUGUCGGUUACUACCAGUCGCUGUCCGGUGCGGCAUCCGGCUCUCGCAAGUUGUCGCCAGGCGAGAAUUCGGAUUCCUCUGCUUACUCUAACCGAGAUGCCGGCCGCUCCCGCAGGAAGAAGCGCUCGAGAACCCCUGCCAUAGAUUUCCGACCACCUACUCCCGAGCUGCCCGAUAGCACUGAUUUUGUCUGCGGCACCUUGGACGAGGACAAGCCCUUGGAAGAGGCAUACAUCUCGUGCGUUGAGGCCCGGAAGCGAGACAAUCAGCUGCUCAUCCCCCAGGAUAUCGAUCCCAGCUUUCCUACAUCCGAACCAGAAGAAGAGGCCGAAGAGCUGUACCGGAAGGGCUACGCCGAGAGCGAAGAUAAUCUCUGGCUUCACGGCGAGCUUGAGGAUCUUCAUCACGAGCGUGAUCGCAGGGGCCGCAAGAAGGGAAAUGUGCCGUCUCCAAAGCGAUGCCGUUCGCCACCUCCGAAGCGGCGCCCCUCGCCUGCGCCGAAAGUGCGGGGUCGCUCCCCUCGGAAGCUUCUUGAUCAGCAUUCCCCCCGCAGGCUGCGGUCUCCAGCACCACUUACCAUGGGAUCUAAGUCCCCUGUCGCCUCGCCAAUGCAAGAAAGCGAGGGCAUCGCUUUCAAAUGCCUGGGGUUCCAGCCUGACUUGACUCAAACAAAGUCACUGCCUAGAGCGCCCGGCAUGUUUCCGCAUCUCAAGGCGCGUAAACCGAGGACGGGCGUUACCAGCAAGGAGACGCACAUCAGAGGUGCGAUUGACAUCGUCAAGGGGCUCGAACAGAAACGCCAGCGACGCAAGGAAAAGUUCUAUCAAAAGUACUACAACCGCGCGCGCAAGGAAAAGGCGCAGGUCAGACGCCCACCUCCCGGGCAAGGCGCAGAGCGCAUGAGGGAGUUGGGCUUGUUCAUGGCAGGCAAGGCCGGCGGCCAUGUCUACGACGUGCUGGCGUCUCUCGGCCUGCUGAACAAGCAUGCCAAGCUGCUUUUCCUGGGUCUCGACAACGCUGGAAAGACGACGCUGCUACACAUGCUCAAGAAUGACCGAGUUGCGAUCCUGCAGCCAACACUGCAUCCGACUUCGGAAGAGCUGGCGAUUGGCAAUGUGAGGUUUACUACUUUUGAUCUGGGCGGUCAUCAACAAGCCCGCCGUCUCUGGAAAGACUACUUCCCCGAAGUCAACGGCGUUGUCUUCCUGGUCGACGCCAAGGACUACGAGCGAUUUGCCGAGGCAAAGGCCGAGCUUGAUGCGCUGUUGUCGAUGGAGGAGCUGGCCAAGGUACCGUUCGUCAUCCUCGGCAACAAGAUCGACCACCCGGAUGCCGUGUCGGAGGACGAGCUCCGCCACCAGCUUGGCAUGUAUCAGACCACGGGCAAGGGCAAGGUGCCACUCGAGGGAAUCCGGCCCAUUGAGGUUUUCAUGUGCUCGGUGGUCAUGAGGCAGGGGUAUGGUGACGCUAUCCGGUGGCUGUCCCAGUACGUGUAG
Canariomyces notabilis is the source of this 2772-nucleotide messenger RNA. Its product is annotated as Arf-domain-containing protein. Bases 1 to 2772 code for a protein of 923 amino acids. Lineage: Eukaryota; Fungi; Ascomycota; Sordariomycetes; Sordariales; Chaetomiaceae. Gene Ontology annotation, cellular component: COPII vesicle coat; endoplasmic reticulum exit site. The transcript has 4 exons. The record is from RefSeq and is a predicted model, not a curated record. Gene Ontology annotation, molecular function: GTP binding; GTPase activity. Gene Ontology annotation, biological process: endoplasmic reticulum to Golgi vesicle-mediated transport; membrane organization; vesicle organization.